AUGGAUAUCAACUCGCUUCUUUCGCCAGACUCGAAUCCCCAGUCGGGGCGUUCAACGCCGGGGAGUGGACCCACGUCUGCCAACAACACUCCCGCCCCGACUUCGCGUCCGUCGAAUAAGCCACUACGCAAGGGUCGCACAACUGCCACACGGCCAGCCAUGACUUCAUCCCCGCUGGCGCAUCAUGUCUAUGCCCCCUCACAACUCUCCGAUCCGUCCCCGCCGGCGACAAACAGUCCCAAUGUAGGUCCGACCAUGGGAGGCGGCAAUGGGACUCCUCCAGCCGUCGAUCUGCCUCCGUCCCGGCAGCCAUCCACUCCUGGUAUGGAUACGCUCGCCGACCUGGCCUCGAUGCAACAUCACCAGCCUCAGCGUACCAACACCUCCAUCCUACGAAACACCGAAACCUACGAGAGCCAACUGUCGCCUUCCACCAUGUACCCUCAUGUCAAUCCCAUCUCCCAUAACACACCCACCCCGCGAACAUCCUUUGACCUGGCCAUGUCGGAAGGCCCCCGGGAAGGUUCCGCUCGCCGAAAUUAUACAGAUACAUCGCUGCAACCCGACGCCCAACGAAUGGCGACCGAGCUGUUCGCCCAGAUCCAGGACAAUCCGCACACCUACGAGGCGCAUGUGAAUUUCAUCCGCCUCCUCCACCAGGGGUUCGUCAAUCAUGUCUACCCGCCCAAUAACCCUGAUAUUCACGGGGAUCCCCGCAAGUACGAUCUUCUCAAGGACAUGCGAACCGCACGGGAGGAGAUGGACAAAUUGUUCGCCAUGGGUGAAGACCUCUGGGCGGAAUGGAUCCAGGACGAAAGCAUGCUGGCGCAGUCGGUGGAAGAACGCAUUGCGGUCAUGGAACUCUGCCAGCGGUCCAUUGAGGAAGAGUAUGGCAGCACGAAGCUGUGGACCAUCUACGGUGAAUGGUUGCUCUACCUCUACAACUCUGCGCAUGGGGAGUCGGGACAAAGCCAGUGGACCGAGGAGGACAAGCUGAUCGGUCGCGAGGUCUUUACCUGGCAAUCCGUGCUGGAUGUUUGGCAGCGCGGCGCCGAAGCCACCCGGUGGAGAAUCCAUGACAGCCAUUUGGUCUGGGACCGGUUUUUGGAUCUCCAGGUUCAAGACCUCUCCCGCCACCCAUCCCAGGACAGAGUGGGUCAGGUGAAGGGCUACUUUGACGUCCGCUUGCAAACCCCGCAUGCCACCUGGGAUCAGACUUUCCAAGCCUUUUCAAGCUUCGUGUCCACAUACUACAACGCCAAUUACGAGGACAUCAUGGCGGACACGGCCAGCCGACUCGCGACACCCGUCAAGGAAAAAUAUAACGCGCGAGAGCCGCUUGAGAUCAAGCUGCGCAAUGCUGUGGACUCUGGAGACCUCGGCUUGGAGUGGACCGUGUACUCGGAAUAUAUUGAAUGGGAGCUCAGUCGUCAACGUCGCAAGCGCCACUCCAACUUUGAACUCCUCAACGCCAUCUACCAGCGCGCAGUCCUUCGAUUCCCGACCGAUGCCAGUCUAUGGGAGGACUACGUCAUGUACCUGAUCGACCAAAGAAAUUUCCACGGCAAUUCGAACGCGGCCACGAUCUCGAUGCUGGACCGAGCCACCCGCCAUUGUCCCUGUCACGGGGGCCUCUGGUCCCAGUAUCUGCUCAGCUCCGAGCGCGAGGGACAGUCCUUCCAGCGGAUCGCGGACAUCAAACACAAGGCCACGAGCACUGGUCUGCUCGACGCCGGGGGGAUGGAGGAGGUGCUCAAAGUCCAUACCGCCUGGUGUAGCUACCUCCGCCGGCGCGCGUUUCUCACGGACUCGACCGAUGAGGACCUGGAUGUGGCUGAGGUUGGUAUUCGGUCUGCGAUCGAAAGCGUCCAGGAGCUUGGAGAGAAGAAAUACGGCCGUUCGUACCAGGGCGAUCCUUUGUUCCGUCUCGAACGCAUCUAUAUCCGUUACCUGAGCGAAAGCGGCAGCUGGGACAGCGCACGUGAAACCUUUAAAGGUCUCGUCCGCCGUCGUGGCAACAGCUAUGAAUUUUGGCUCACCUAUUAUCACUGGGAGCUGAUUUCUUGGAGCAAAUUCGUGCAGGGCGAAGCGACCGUCGAUGCCGCGCGGCGGACGCCCAAUCCCAGCUUUGCGACUGCCGUGCUGAAACAGGCGAUCAAGCGAACCGAUCUGGACUGGCCGGAGAGGAUCAUGCAGGUGUAUAUUGCGCACUGCGAGGACUAUGAGGACUCGGAUGAACUCCAGCUGGCUGUGCUGGAAACCCGGAAGGCCACGAAGGCCAUCAAUGCACGGCGUGAACGGGAAGCCAGGGAAGCGGCUGCCGCGCAAGAGCAACAGCAACAAUACGAACAACAACAGGCAGCCGCCGAACUAGCAACCCAACCUGAGAAGCGCAAACGCGAAGAAGAAACUGGAAUGAAUGGUUUCCCCAGCAGUAAGAAGCCUCGUGCGGAGGAGCCUGCAUUUACCGCCCCCCAGGCCGAAUCGGUUGCAUUGCGGCGUGAUCGCGAACACUCCACAGUCGUUGUCAAAAAUCUGCCCCGUGGGAUCACGGAGCACCGCGUGCGACAAUUUUUCCGUCAUUGCGGCACCGUCAAUAGCGUCAAGAUGCUACCUGGUGAUGAUAAGAACUCAGAAACAGCCAUCAUCGAAUUUGAGACGAGAGAUGAGGCUCUUGUGGCCCAGACUCGAGACCAAAAGCUGAUUGAUGACAAUGCUAUUGAAGUCCACUUUGGCUCCGGAUCUACACUGUUCGUCACAAACUUCCCUUCGACUGCCGAUGAAAGUUAUAUCCGAAAUCUGUUCCACGAGUAUGGAGAGAUUAUCGAUGUUCGAUUCCCGUCUCUCAAAUACAACACACACCGCCGGUUCUGCUACGUGCAGUUCAAGUCGGCCGAAGACGCGCAUAACGCGGUCCAGUUGGAUGGCUCCAAGGUGGGAAGUGAUCUGAACCUGGUCGUGAAGAUCUCGGAUCCCAGUCGCAAACAGGACCGUCAUGGCCCCAUCUACGAAGGAAGGGAGAUCCAUGUUUCCAACAUCGAUUGGAAGGCAAGUGAGGACGACCUCAAGGAUCUUUUCUCGAAAUACGGCAGAGUUGAAACCGUUCGAAUUCCCAGAAAGGUCGAUGGGGGUAGCAAGGGUUUUGGCUACAUUGUCUUUUCUACCAAGGAAGAGGCAAAUGCCGCCCUUGCAAUGCAUGAACAGGAGUUUCGCUCGCGUCCACUCCAGGUCCGACUGUCAACACCGCAGGGCGCCAAACGCAGUGCAACGACCAUCGUCAACCGUGUAGGCAAAUCCCAAUCACCUGCCCCCGAGACCAAUGGUACCAAAUCUCAGUCCGCCGAACCGGAUGGGGCGGCGAAGGAACGGUCGGCGCGGACGCUGGGCCUUAUGAACAUCCCUGACACGGUCAAUGAUGCGCGGGUUCGGGCGCUGGUCGAGCCAUACGGGGAGCUGAUCAAGGUUGUGCUGCGGCCCGAUCAUCAAGGCGCGAUCGUGGAGUUUGCGGACGUCAACCACGCAGGCAAGGCCUCGCUCGAGCUCGAGGGACACGAAAUCGCUCCUGGCCGUCGACUUCACGUGGGCACCGUCUCGGAAAUGCUGAGACAAUCAGCCGAAAAGAAACCUGGCGUCGGUCCAGUGCCUAAGAAGAAGGAAAAACCCGGUGCAGGGCUUCUUCAGCCGAGUGGGCCGGUGAAGCGUCCUGUGCAGCCUGGCGCGCGAGGUGGGAGACGAGGUGGACUUGGGAUGAAGCGGAUCAAUAUUCCUUCCACCCCAUCACAGGGAGGAAGCACCAAACCCGAUGGCGCCAAGGGCGCGACGACGAUAACGACCAUGACUGAGACGACCGAUACCGCUCACCCUGUUGAAGGUGAGACGACGAAGAAGAGCAAUGAUGACUUCCGUGCUAUGAUCCAGCGGAGUCGAGGCUAG
Molecule: messenger RNA, 3933 nt
Organism: Aspergillus clavatus NRRL 1
Lineage: Eukaryota; Fungi; Ascomycota; Eurotiomycetes; Eurotiales; Aspergillaceae
Product: U6 snRNP complex subunit PRP24
Exons: 4
Coding region: 1-3933 (1310 amino acids)
Biological process (GO): RNA processing
Cellular component (GO): cytoplasm; ribonucleoprotein complex; nucleus
Molecular function (GO): protein binding; mRNA binding
Source: RefSeq, a predicted model, not a curated record